AUGCAGUUCACCCAGCUCUUCUUCACCGUCGCCUCUGCAUUCCUCUUCGUCUCAGGCGUCAGCGCCAUUGCUAAGGACCCUUGGGCCGCUUGCAAUGGCGGAAACCAGUACGUCGCCGGCGACUCGUGCAAGUACUCCAACGGACCCAUCAUCUCUGGAACUUGCAAGUCCACGAACGCGGGCUUGCAGUGCCAGUAA
This is a messenger RNA of Stereum hirsutum FP-91666 SS1, 198 nucleotides long. RefSeq lists its product as uncharacterized. The record is from RefSeq and is a predicted model, not a curated record. Bases 1 to 198 code for a protein of 65 amino acids. Lineage: Eukaryota; Fungi; Basidiomycota; Agaricomycetes; Russulales; Stereaceae. The transcript is spliced from 3 exons.